GGCGGCGCGCUUUGAUUGGAGUGUGGGUGGGAAGGAGCAGGCGGGUCCUGUUGGAGUGCGGUUGUCGGGUUGAGGCCGGCCGGGUGCUGACAGGAAGGUUGGGCGAGCACCAGCAGAUGGUGCGAAGAGAGAGCGAGCGAGAAAUUUAAAUAGUGCUGCUGGAGCGGCGAGGGAGCGUCAGAGCCGUCCUCCCACACUCACCGCCCGCACCGCAGGCAGAGUGGUUGCCGGCCGUCGGAGGCCUCUGUGGCGUGGGCAGAGCGCCGGUUCGCUGCCUGGGGACGAUGUCAGCCCUGCUCUGUGCUGAUGCCCUGCUUCGAGGAAGACCGCUGUGGGCCCAGCGCCGACCCCUGGGUAACCGCACCUGAUUUUCGUUCCAGUCUCGCAGACCCGGGCUCCAGCCUUCACGGCCUCUGCCGCUCGCUUUUUGACCAACGCGCCUCUCCCCUGUCUCAUUCCUUCGGGUUGCCAAUUUCUCGGACCGUGACUGGGUAACGGGACGCCUCUGGGGUGAGAGGAGGGGGGGAGGUGGGAAAGAAAGCGGACCGUGGGAGAGACACCGUCCGCCCAUGGCUUUCAUAAUGAAGAAGAAGAAAUUCAAGUUCCAGACGAGCUUCAACCUGGAGGAGUUGGCCGCCGUUCCCUUCGUCAACGGUGUGCUUUUCUGUAAGAUCCGCCUUCUGGAUGGAGGCGAUUUCACCCAACUUUCAUCCAGAGAGGAAGUUCAGGAGAAUUGUGUUCGUUGGAAGAAAAAAUUUUCUUUCAUCUGCAAGAUGAGUGCAAAUCCUGCAACUGGUGUACUAGAUCCUUGCAUUUGCAGAGUAUCUGUACGUAAGGAACUGAAAGGUGGAAAGGCGUACUCUAAGCUUGGGUUUGCUGAUCUCAAUCUGGCGGAGUUUGCAGGGUCAGGCUCCACUGCACGCUGCUGUUUACUAGAGGGUUAUGACACAAAGAAUACUCGGCAGGACAAUUCCAUCCUCAAGGUUACUAUAGGUAUGCAACUGUUGUCAGGAGAUCCCUGCUUCAAAACGCCUGUAUGUACUGCCAAGUCCAUCUCAAUUCCGGGCCAAGAUAGCUCCUUGCAGCUGGACUGUAAAGGAGAUGGGACCACAGGCAAUACUGUUGCCUCAGGGGGCUUGAAUUCAGUGAGACAGCCAAAACCUCGGCCUCCACUCAGCUCAGCCUUGACUGAAGAUGCUGAUCAGACUCCGCCCAGCCCAGAUGAAGUGUUUCAAAUUGGUCAUUCCAGGAAUUCAAGUUAUGCCAGUCAACAUUCUAAAGUAUCAGGUUACAGCACUGAGCACUCCCGGUCCUCUAGUCUCUCAGACCUAACUCACAGGCGGAAUACGUCCAGUAGUAGCAGUGCAUCUGGAGGGCUCAGCAUUACCGUUGAGAGCACAGAAGGAGAGAAGGAACACAAAAUGGAGAAACCACCACGGCCUCCAAGGCCAGCACUCCCUCCUGACAGGCCAUCCAGGUACACAGCUGUUCUGUUUAAAAGAGGUAGUUCCCUAUCUCUGGAUAGUGCACAUCCUGAUAGCAGGACCCAUAGAAGGCGGAAAAAGGAAACGGUGGAAAAUCAGCCCACUUGGGUUGAUGACACCAGAAUUGAUGCAGAUGACAUUGUGGAAAAAAUCGUACAGAGCCAAGACUUCACGGAUGUCAGUAAUGCUGAAGACAGUAAUCUAAGGCUGUUUGUGAGCAGAGAUGGAACAACGGCACUCAGUGGCAUUCAGCUGGGUAACAGGGUAUCAGCGGGUGUCUUUGAGCCUGUUGUUAUUGAGAGCCGUUGAGAAGCUUGUGGGUCGCUCUGAAUCUACUAACCACUUUCCAUUCAAGUUCCAUGUCUACUGCACAUCUAAUCUCAUCACCAAAUCACGCCGCCCACCCGUACAGCUGGACUGGAGGAGAGUGGCUGCUUCUUUCCAAUAUCCCUCAGUAUUGGCAGAUGUUGAUUCACACAGCAUUGGAGUGAUGAGCAUUUGGUUUUGUUGUAAAAUCUAAUGAACCAAUGCUGGAAUUGAAUUUUAGGUAAAACAUUUUUUUGAAGGCCUACUUGAGAAAUCAUUUUAAACAAAGCAUUUAAAUACCAAAGCCAUUUGGCUGUGAUCAUUUGCAAAGGGGAUAGCUUUUUUAUAAUAUGCCGUGGCAUUAAUUCAUGACAAACCAGAGUAUGUAUAAAAGAUCUCUCUCCUGAGAAGUUUGCAGACCAAGGCUGUGAGCAGCAUGUUUGUCCACAAAUCUUUCUUUGACUAUGAUAUUAUUUUUGAAUGCCCUUAAAGAUUCUAAUUGUGCUUGCCCCAGACGUUGGUGUGUGGCAGGAUUGCUAGUUAGGUUUACAUGGACAAACUUGGUUGUGAUUCUGAUCACAAGAAAAGCACACAAAUUUUCCUUUAAUUAAAAAAAAACAGCAUGACAAUUUUUCACAUCAGCUGUCAGGGAAAGGUGGAGCUAUGUUUAAUGAUAACCAUGAUGAUCCAAUUCCAAAUAAAACUCCAAUCAUUCCAAUUCCAAUUGAUGGGUCAACCAUGACGCCACUAGAGUGUACUUAAAAUACUGUGAAGUCUUUGCACUGAGUAUUCGAGUAACCAUUUGGGUGUUGGACUUCUGAAAUAAAGUUACAGGAUGUUAUUUUGUUUCAUUUUGUAGUGACUAUUCUUGUCUUCUGAUAUUUCUUACGCUAGUCAGGGACUCAGCAGCUUUGAGCGGAUAUUUUCUUCUGUUAAAGGGCCAUAUUUCUUUUAGGCAGGGUUAUUCAUCUUUAUUUUUGUUUUAAAUUGUUGCUGAGAGAGGAGAAAAAAAUCAAAUUGUUUUAACCUGUAUUUUAUGAACACUUAAAGGACAAUGGCUGAUUUUAAAUUUUCAAGGAAAAAAUUAUACUUAAGUGGCAUCAAAUGCAAUUACAAUAACCAAAUUUUUAAAAUAUUCGGAGAUAAAAGUAUAUUCAGUAGAGAUAAAUAACAGGUUACUGAACCAGACAUUUGUGAGCUCUAAUAUCACCUUUAAAUUGCGCUCAAAUGUCCAUAAAACCACUGGGCAGUCCUCUUUACUGAAGACAUUUUCUUAAAUCUAUUAUAUUUUGAGCAUGAAUUGCUAUUUUAAAACUGAGAUAAUCCUCAAAGUUUGUUGGUAAGUGUCCUUUAUUACUAGCUUUUAUUUUUGCUUAAAACAGUUCCUUUCCAAAUCAAAAUUAAUGUUUCAGGAUUGAUUCUGGAUCAGUAGAAUGAAAUUAACUACCCUAUUAAUAUGAGACCAAGUUAAAGCAAUGUUACAGAAUUCUGCUGCGUGGCAUUAAUAAUUGUGUUACCUAUAACACUGCUGCUGGGGAACUUCAUUCUUGCCAGUACAAAUAUCUAGUGAUGAAAAUUUGAUGUCCCAGUACUGCAGUACAUCCCCAUUAUCUACUGUUUAACUCUGGUAGACUGAGUGAAUAUUCUUGUUCUUGGAUUUUGCAGUUCUGAGCCAGUUUGCUGUCAUCAGCAUUGUUGCCUCUGGAACAAAUGACUCCAUUUAUGUCUAGAAGCUUUGGCUCUUUUGUGAUGUCAUUUUCUGCUCCUGAAUAUCUUGGCAUUUGUUAGCUAUGCACUUUGAGGAUUUGAACACUCUCUGCACCAUUCACGUCGUCUUGCUAUUGCAUGUCAUCUGUGAAUAUUGUGGCUUGAUUGACGUACUGUGAAUGGUUAACGUAUAUGAUUUGUAUCUGUGGUAUAUUGAGGCCUAGAACACAAGGCUACAAUGAAUAUGUCCUGAUUCUUUAAUACUGUUUUAAGAACUGCUCUGUAAUAACUAGUAUAAGAAAACACAUUAGCUUGUUACCUAUAAAUGCACAAUAAAAAUUAACAUUUUACCUGCUGAGACAUUUAAGUAACAUAUGCCGCAGGUUCACAGAUGAUUAAAUAUACUUUCUAAGUCUGCAUAUUUGUUUAAAUAAUCUUUUUGGAAUAGCUCUUUAGCCACAGCAAAGGUUCUCUAAGCAGUAAAAGAAUGCCCAUUUGGCCAGCAUGCACAUAUAAUAAAGGUUUUUAAAAAAAAAGGUGCCAUUUGAUAAUGGUGUUGCUGCUGGUAAGCCAGUCACCAUAUCAAGUUCCACCUCAAACAAAAAUGGCUUCUAGAUAUUCACAUUCCAUGAUGAAGUUAAGCAUGCUUAUCUGCAGAGUGGAACUUCGAAGAGUACUUGUAUUUUUGUUUCCACUGCUGAGAUGGAGAAUUAUUGAAACAUUAGAUAAUAUUUAUAUUGUGCAAAUUUAAACCAGGAUUUUUUUGAUUACCCGAAUAUGUUGAUCAUUAGACCUUCACAGGCAAAAAAAAACACAAGCUGAAUUCAAACUUGAAAGUAGGGUCAUCCAGAUUAGUAAGAGUUUUAGGAACCCACUUUCUCUAAGCAAAAUGAUUCAAGAAAAUCUGAAUGGCUUCUGAUGCAUCCAGUUGUACAGCUAUAGGCUUUAGCUGCAUUUAGUUCAAGGUUAUGGGUUAUGUAAUAGAAAAAGGAAUAAGUUUGGCAUAAAUAAAUCUUUAAUACCUUUAUUAUUUGGAUUGAAUUGUACAUUCACACCUAUUUUGCAUCUUGAUGCCAUUGGUUCUUUAGCUAUCGCCAUCUCCUCCAUGCCCUCUCCCAUUGUUCCCACCCUUCUCCAAUACAUCCAAUUUGCAUUUUACUGGGAGGACACUUUCAAUGUGCAUAAUUAAUGGACUAAUCCUCUGCAGCAUUUAAAGUUCAUGGAUGUUAAAGUUCAUAGAGAAGGGGAUGAAUUAAACACCUUUCAAAGCAACAACAUUGUUCCAUGCCCUACACAAUAUAGGUCAAUAGAUAUGCUUAAUCUUAGCAUUAAGUGUGUUUUACAAGUACACUCCAUACAAAAUUAUUUUUACUUAAUUUUUUGAUGGGGAUCUGGAUGAUGCAGGCAAGUCCAGCAUUUAUUUUCAAUUCCCCAUUCUUUAUUGCUCUUCAGAAGAUGUGGAGCUGUUAUCUUUCAUAACCACUGCUGGUGAUGGUAUUCACAAAUAGCUGUUAGGGAAGGAAUUCCAGGAGUUGGACUACGUGGCAAUAAUGGAACAGUGCUUUUCCUGAUCAAGAACGUGUGUGUCAUGGAGGGGGAACAUGCAACUCAUGGUGCUCUUCUGCACUUGUUGCCCUUGCUCUUCUUGAUGGUAGAGCUCACGGGUUUGGAAGGUGCUUUUGGUGUGACCAAGGCAAAUGACUGCAAUGCAUUUUGUACAUUAGUACACACUGCAGCUUCUGUUCACAGCUUGUAAAGGGAACGAAUGUUGAGGAUGGAGGAUAAGGCACCAAUCAAGUGAACUACUUUGUCCUGGAUGGUGUUGGGCUCUUUGCAAAUUGUUGGAGCUGUCUUCAUCUAUGUAAAUAGAGAAUAUUCCAUUUAUGUGCCUUGUAGAUAGUGAAAAGGAUUGAGUGUUACAGGAAAUCAUUCACUGUAGGUUAUCUGGUGUCUGACCAAUUCUUGUGGCUCCUUUAUUUGGGUAACUGGGCCAUUUGCUUUUCUGGUCAUUGGUGACUUCCAGGAUGUUGAUGGUAGGGAUCUCAGUGAAGAUAAUGGACAUGAAGGAGAAAUUAUUAGUAUUUCCUUUUGCAGGUCACUGCUGGGCUCCUGUGUUGGGUGAAUAUUACUUGCCACUUUAUCAAUCCUUGCCUGGUAUGUCUGCAGGCAUUGAUCGUUUGAUUUGCUGAGUUGUGAAUGGAAUUGAAUAUCAGCAAAAUAUCUCCACUUUUACCCUUAUGAUGGAAGCAAGAUCACUGAAGCUGAAGAUGGUUAGGUUUAGGAUGUGGCUCUGAGGAGCUCCUGUAUUAGUGAUUUAGACUUCAACAACCACAACCAUCUUCCUUUUUGCAAAAUAUGACUGCAGUCAUUGGAGAUUUCCCCCUUGGUGCCAUUCACUUCAGCUUUACUAAGGUAACUUGGUGAAAUGCUGCUUGAUGUGAGGGAGUCACUUUCAUAUCUGGAAUUUUUUGGUUCCUGUUGAGGCCAUGUAUUGAGAUGUCAGGUCAAGUAGUCCUGGUGGAAUCUAAUCUGGGCAAUGGUGUGGAUUUUCCUGAAUAAAUGCCACUUGAUGGCGUCAUAACCAAUACUGUCAUUGAUUGAGAGUAGACCGAAUGGGUGAUGAUUAGCCAGAGGGCGUUGUCCUUUACUUUGUGAACAGGACAUACCCGGACAGUUUUUGUCAGGUAAGUUCCUGUAUUGUGACUUUUCUGAAAUAGCUAGGCUUAAAGCACAGCUGGUUCUGAAAUGCUUGUCCAAUAAAAGCUAUAGAUUUGAUACCCAAUUUUUCUAGUUAGUUCUCCAUUGUUUAUUGCUGAUAAUUUGACAAAAAUGAUAGUGAAUAAAUAAGAUAGUUAAAGAAAAAUAUUAAAUACUUUGUGUGCUGGUAUUUUUUUGUCCUCUGAGUUUUACUAAUAAAAAGUGGCCACCAGCAACAAUAUCCUUACAGUCAUGGAAAAUGGCCAGCAAUUUCUAGACAUUCGGUAUUUCAGGAAUUGAUCUCUGUAUCAUUUAGUUUUGUGUCACAUGUCUAGAUGGAGAUCUAAAGUAGAUUUCUAACUUCCUAAUCUUCCAAUUUUGAAUCGGGGCUCUUCAGUAUAUGCUAAUAGACAAGUAGCAGUAUUCAAUAGAAAACCUUGUGUAAUUCCUUGUGCAUGAAAGGAAUUGCAUGUAUACAAGUGUGAGUACUUGUCUAAUAUACAGCCCUUCCUCUUAUUCCUGGAUCAAGAGAAAUUAAACUUUUUGGAUGCUGUUGAAAUGCAAUUUUCUGCAUCAACAAAACUAACAGAUCAGUUUCAAAUUAGAACCUCUUGCUUUUGUGUUUUAAUAACUUCUGAUUGUUGGAGGUUAGGAUAUUCUUUUAAUCAGAGUUUAAAGUAAAUUAUUUUCUAAUGAAACACAUUUUUCCCCAAGCACUUUUUUUUGUUCUACUUGCUGAUUUAGGAGGUAGGAUCACAAAUGACUGUCAGGCUCACAGUGAAGUAACUUUAACUCUUGCAGUGCUUAGAAUGAAGUAAUUCCAAAUCGCAUUGUCGCUGAUUCUGAGCUCUGCUUGUGCUGUGGCUUGAUGUUGCCAAUAAAAUACCCAAUUAUAUUCAACCAAAGCUAACUAUUGAUAACUGAUGUAGAGCACCAGCCUUUUAAUUAUUUUAUCUUAGAACCUCUCCAACCAUUUUCAUUACAAUUUAGAUUUUUCCUGCUUUUUUUGUGUUGUUCUUUGGUUGAAAAGUUGAUGGGUGACCUUGACCAAUUCUCUUAUUAUCUUCCCCUGUGCAAACUCUGUGAUACCAUCACAGCACGAUAAAGUACAAAGCCAUCUCUGAAAUCCUUGUGUGAUCAGGCAAGCUAGGGAUCAAGGAAGUCAGACCUACAAAGCAAAUCCGCAAUGCAAGUUGCACUUGCUUAAAAACCACGUAACAAUGUUGACUUCAAAGGGAAGGCAAGACAUUUUAGUUAAAACAAAAUUCAACACAUGGGGUUUCCUGUUAAUGAAGAUGAUGCAUUGCACCAACAAAUGUAAGUCCCCAAAAGGCUAUAUUCACUCAAAAAAAAACUUAGCUUUUGAAUAUGGUAUGUGAUUUUUUGUUUUGCUUUAUCCAGUCCAUGAUUAAGAUACUGUAUUAGCUAUUAAGAUACUGUAUUAGCUAUUAAUCCAUUUUAGAGCUCAGGUGUACUGCUUUUUACAACUUACUUUGCCAAUCAGACUUUUUUGUUACUGUUUAGUGAUUGCCUUUUAUAUGUGAAACUGUGUCCAAUUUUGACCACUGUUGUAGGAACUUUUUUUUGUAUUACAGUACUUAUAACCAGCAGGCUGGUUGUAUCCUUUUUUGCCAUAAUUAGUUGCUUGCCUAAAAUCAAGGGCAUCUCCCUGUGACAUUUUUUAAAAGAAUGUUUAGAACAUUGCAUUUAAGUGAUUAUGUUUCUGAUUUUUUUGUUGUAAAAGGCAGCAUUUUUUUGGUAUUAUAGUGAAUGAGAAUUUAUACUGGACUGUUGUAACCUCCUCUGACUAAAGAUGAUUGGAUAAUGGAGUGCCAUCUAGCCACACUGAAGGCAGUCUCUGCCCAUUUAGGAUAAUAAUGAAUCAUUGAGGCCCUCUUUAAUUUCUAUGGUACAUCAAAGCAAUUAACACAAUAUUGAUAAAUGUAGCAAAUAUUUUCUAUACCACUUCAAGAUACUGCAGCAACAAUUAAAGCAAUUAAUUAAAAUGUUGGUUCCAAUUAAAUGCACUAAUAAUACAAUGCUUUCUAUGGACAAAUUGCGCUAUUUGGAUUGGGAAGGGUUGGGUAGGCAACACAUUGAGAUGCAAGUAAUAAAUCCAAAACAAACUUAAGACAUUAAACUUUUUUGAUCCUGUAACUUUCUAGUACCUUCACCUCUUUGAAGCUGGAUUACUGUGAUCAACAGGAUGGUUAUGAUGCAUUUCCUUUCCAUGUAACAAGUAGUCUGUAGAUCUGUUACUGUGCAGCAAAAUUUCAUAACUGAAUAUUUUACAAAUUAGUAAAAUGUGGGUCCAACAUGUGAACAUUUGCUUCAUACUAAAGAGAUAUUUUGAUUGUCCUUUGUUUCAAACUAAUUUGUGCAGCUAGAGUUGGUAAGUUGUGUGCUACUGUGAGGGAGAUGUUUUCAGAUACGUGUUUCAUUAAUAAAGAAUAAAAGUAAUUUGAAGCAGGUUUUUUAAAAAAAAAACAGUUAAAGGGGGAUUCCAUUAUAAACCAACAGGCUAAUUGUUGUGAAAUGGCUCAGUACCAGGCAUCUUGCUCUCAAAGGAAGAAGUGAGGGAAGAAUUGAAAUCCACUGUAUGCUUCAUAAACCACUGUUGAUCUGUGUUCUGGAGGCAUGUUAGUUAUUUAAAGGCAUAGAACAGGUUUACUGAUUACAAAAUCAACAGCGGAUGUUUUAUUUCAAAAGCUGGUUAUUGAGUGCACUGCUUUACAUUGGCUAUUUAAUUCAUCUGAGUUCUGCUUGUUAGUCGAUUGCCUUAAGAUUCAAUAGUACAUAUGAGAGAAAUGACGUACUUUGUGGAUUCUAAAACUAAUGAGCAACAUUAAAAUUGGUCUGUUUUCAAAAUUAGUUUUUAUUUACUUUUUUAAUUUAAUCAUAAAUGCCAUGACACAAACCCAGUAGGGCUUCCAAAAGGGUUGUUGAUGUACCUGUACCUGUUGGGGUAGAACAUUAAAAAAGAUAAAAAUAAAUUUAUCAACUCUUUAACCAGCUGUCUUUGGGGCAAAUUAUGUGUGGCUAUCUGGCACUCCACUUGUCGUAAGUGAUGGUGUAUAUUUCAGAAUGGGACUUGAAGCUAUGCAUUGGGAGUCCAGGCCCUUCAAUAGACGAAUUUAACAUUUUCUGAAAUGACCUAACUCUCAACUAAAGUUGAAUGAUGACAAAAGAGUUCUAUGAUUUUGCUUAAAAAGGUGUAACAGAAUGUAUUCCAAAUGAUAUAUUUAGACACUUAUUUUUGUGAUUCAAUGGAGGUGGGUGUACAGGUUUCUUAAAUGCCCAGAGGAUGUGGAAUUUAUAGAAAUGUUUAUCAGCUGGAAUAUUGUAUAACAUUUAGAUAUGUUUAGAAUGCACAAUGUACUGUAAUUGGUUAAAAGAUAUUUGUAUUAAGGUUAUUUGUUUCAUAUUUUAAAGUGUAACUAUAGGACAGUAUCAUGUAAUACUGUGUUUCUGGGAAAUGAUAUUGGGUACCCGUAUUAACAAUAAAAGCUGUUAUUUUGUGUUUAGCAUUAAGAAUUUUUACUUUAACCAAACAGUUGCCAGGGUUUUUAUCUAGUCUCCCAGGAGAAUAUGCCUGGGAGAAUGUUCAAAAUAUGUUUUAUCAAGGAAUCAUUGAAUAGAACAGGCUGAAUUUCCCAAAGGGACUUGCCUAUUGCUUUUGUUUCUAGUUUUACAACUUCCUUGUCUCUUGUUAUGAUUGUGUGGAUGUGAUCAUCUACAGGGCGGCAGUGGGCCACCUGUUGUCAUUUUAGUCAGCAGUUGAGGUCUACACUGGGACAUUGAGCAAGUUUCCAGAUUUCUUGAGACUGAAAGAUAGUUUUCAGCUCAAGAUUACCUGUCAUUGAUAAAUUUAGUACGAGUAGAUUUCUUACAGUAUAUUGUAGCUAAAGCAUUCUUGGUUGUACAGUUCAACAAUCAGGCAUUUUCACAAAUUUCAGAAACUAAGCAUUUCAGAAUAUUUCAACAUACAAACCCAUUCGUUAUGUCAUACCUGCACUGGCUCUUUGGUAAAGCUAUCUGACUUGCCUUCCAAUGCUCUUCAUUGUCUAGUAAAAUUUCAAAGGAUUGAAA
This is a messenger RNA of Mobula hypostoma (lesser devil ray), 10283 nucleotides long. RefSeq names its product early estrogen-induced gene 1 protein-like. The coding region runs from base 570 to 1793 and encodes 407 amino acids. The transcript is spliced from 11 exons. Lineage: Eukaryota; Metazoa; Chordata; Chondrichthyes; Myliobatiformes; Myliobatidae. The record is from RefSeq and is a predicted model, not a curated record.